GGCACCACCAAGCCCAAACCCGUACUCCCAAAAAUGGCGCCGCACUCGCAGGCGGCCACCGCCGGCAAGCGGAAGAAGGCGGACAAACCCGGCAAGGCCCUCGCCGUGAAAUCCACCAAUCCCGUCUCGAAGAAGACGCACAAGCAGAAGAAGCCGCGCCCAGCCGCCGCCGCCGCAGCAGCAGAUGAACCCGCGGGCGGCGGCGUCCUCCUGUCGGCCGCGCUGCCGCCGGCGCGGCAGCUCGAGUUCCUCCUCCGCAGCUUCGAGCGCGCCGCCAAGAUGCGCCUCUCCCCCCUCGAGCUCGGCGCCUACUCCGAGGGAUGCAUGGUGCAGCUCCCGGAGGGGGCGAGCCAGGACGCGGAGAGCUUCGGCGACCAUGUGAAGGGCGCCUUCGGGGCGGCGUGGAAGGAGGAGCUCUGCGAAGGGCAGCUCGUCGAGGGGUCCGUCGACGCGGGCAGCCCGGCGCUCCUGGUCAUCAGCUUGGGCGCGCUGAGAUCGCUGGAGCUUCUGAGGGGCUUGAAGGUGUUCACCAGAGGAUGCCAUGCGGUGAAGCUCUUUGCCAAACACAUAAAAGUGGAGGAGCAGGUUGCGCUGCUUAAAGAUCGAGUUAAUAUUGCCUGUGGUACACCCAGCAGGAUCAAGAAACUAAUUGACAUGGAAGCGUUGUCCCUGUCACGCUUGAAACUAGUGGUACUUGACAUGCAGAGGGACCCGAAAUCAUUUAACUUGUUUACGCUACCACAAGUCAGCAAGGAGUUUUGGGACCUGUACAAGGGAUAUCUAGGUCAGAAGGUUCAAGAAGGCGACACAAGAAUAUGUUUCUAUGGUUCUGUUUCUGAGAAAGACGCCAAUAAAGUCCUUCCACCUGCCGAGUAAAUGUCUAUACCAUGAAAGUUUGUGGGGGUACUCCGAAACAAUCGUAGCUGAGGGCAAGAGAUUAGGAAUUUUGGUCAUGCGAAACUUAGGAACUUGGGUUGCAUCUUUUAGGUGUACCCAUUUAUGCUAAAUGAGUAAUAGUUUGAUGAGAUGUGUAUCCAUGAGACCAUAAGUGCAUAACCGUUAUUAGGAUAUCAAUUGAAUACUUGUAAUCAUCUCAAGCAGUGGUAUUUGAGACCUCGAAUCUGUACCAACA
This is a messenger RNA of Lolium rigidum, 1132 nucleotides long. RefSeq names its product protein CMSS1-like. The transcript is spliced from 6 exons. The coding region runs from base 34 to 876 and encodes 280 amino acids. NCBI's taxonomy places the organism in Eukaryota, Viridiplantae, Streptophyta, Magnoliopsida, Poales, Poaceae. The record is from RefSeq and is a predicted model, not a curated record. Gene Ontology annotation, cellular component: 90S preribosome; nucleus.